Misgurnus anguillicaudatus (oriental weatherfish) is the source of this 3512-nucleotide messenger RNA. Lineage: Eukaryota; Metazoa; Chordata; Actinopteri; Cypriniformes; Cobitidae. The record is from RefSeq and is a predicted model, not a curated record.
AAUAAAUUCAUAAAAUUAUCGUUACUAUAUUACAACUUACCGUGAGACUGGGUUGAUAUAACAGACAUGUAAAAUUGGCUCAAAACCCAAACUUAACUCUGAUUUUGCUCAUUCUCAGCUUAGUCGCAGGGAGCACCUGGUGUUUACAGUCAGAAAUGCAGGAGACAUCACUUUCUGUCUUUCCUGAAGAAUGCAUCUUGAAGUUGCAUCUCCCCAGAGAACAUGAACCACACUUGCAUCUCUAAAGCAAGAAACCAUAGCAUGGACCCACUCGGGGGCCACCAGGUAUGGGAGGUGGUUCUGAUCGUGCUUGUGAGUGGACCUUUGUCACUUAUCACAAUACUCGGUAACCUCUUGGUGGUCAUCUCCUUCCGGGUCAACAGUCAGCUACGGACCAUCAGUAACUACUAUCUGCUGAGUCUGGCAGUGGCAGAUUUAAUAUUAGGUACUGUGUCGAUGAACCUAUAUACUGUGUACAUAAUAAUGGGUCGCUGGAUAUGGGGCCAUUUAGCCUGCGACCUGUGGCUGACAGUUGACUAUGUAGCAAGCAACGCCUCUGUGAUGAAUCUGCUGGUUAUAAGCUUUGACAGAUAUUUCUCAGUUACCCGACCGCUGACUUACCGAACCAAACGCACACCGAAGAAAGCAGCAGUGCUGAUUGCCCUUGCAUGGUUGGUAUCAUUUGUGCUAUGGGGACCCGCUAUCCUAAUUUGGCCUCGUGUGGUGGGCCGACAAGCCGAAGCUGAAACUCAGGACUGCUCUAUACCCUUCCUGAAGGUGCCUACUUUAACAUACGGUACAGCCAUAGCUGCGUUCUAUCUACCGGUCACAAUAAUGAUCAUUUUGUAUUGGCGAAUUUAUUGGGAAAUUGAGAACAGAGCAAAAGGACUUGCAAGUUUUAUUGGGACUGUGCAAAACACUAAGGCUAUAGUUGGUUUAGACACACAAUCCAUGUACCAGGACAGUCUCAAGAGCAGCUAUAGUUGCUCAAAGGAAAGAAAUUUCAGAAAGGGCAAAGAAAAACACGAAGGCAUGCCAGAUGGAUGUUUUCCCUGGAAACAAAAUUCUCUAAAUUCAACGAGAAAUAAAAUGGCAGCCAUUUUGGAAAAGUCAACACAUGAGAGUUACAGCAACAAAAGCUGGAACACUGAAGAUGAGGGUGUCCCGUUUUCCUCUACAGACAAUGAACAUGAACAGAACAGUAAGGCAAGAGCGAAUUCAUCCGAACCGGCUGUGAUUAAGUUAAAGGAUCAGCCAUGCAAAUCAGAGGAACCGUUUGCAAAAGCAACAAAUGAAUCACCAAAGGGUCCCACGGAGCAACCCCUCUCUAAAACAUUCAAAAAGUCAGACAACGAGCCCAGAGCAAAGCAUCGCCUCAAUAUGAUCAUUCGGGAAAAGAAAGCCGCCCGAACGCUGAGUGCCAUCUUGCUGGCUUUCAUCCUAACGUGGACGCCGUACAACAUCAUGGUUUUGGCUUCCAUUUCACACUGUGUUCCAGAAAAACUCUGGCAGCUCGGAUACUGGCUGUGUUACGUGAACAGCACAGUUAAUCCUAUGUGCUACGCCCUCUGCAACGAGUCCUUCCGGUUCACCUUCAAGGCACUGCUGCUUUGUCGCUGUGGAGAUAAACGAAAGUUGGACACAAGCAGCUGGACUCGCACUGCUUCUGCAAAACCGAAAAAAACUUGUAAUAAUGUAUAAUCUUUGAGUUUGUUUGUUGUUCAGGAUUCAAAUAUAGUAUUUGGCCAACAAUGGUAUAUCAUAGGGUUUACGUUUACUCUCAUUCAGCUGCCUAAAGUCUACAUUUUUCUAUAACUGUGUGUUUUUUCCUUUAGCCUUUACACAUGCAUUCAUUUUGAAUUCAGUUUCGACUAGAGCCUGACCGAUAAAGGAUUUUGAAGGCAGAUACCGAUACAAAUGUUUGAUGGUUUUAAAAUCCGAUAUUCCGAUAUAUCGGCGGGGGUUUUUUUUCCAGAAACGCGCAACAAAACAUUAACAGAUUUCCCUAACAUAAGUUAUUUGUAGUUAUUUAUGAGUUUUAACUAAAAUAAUAUGAUAAUGCAUUUUAAAAAGAAACUUGUUUGACCAUGAACUCACGUUGUUCUCUCUGCCCGACUCUGGCUGGAUUAGCAGGUUGCAGGAUGUGUGACGCGUUAUACACAAGUAUUGCCAACAGGGAGUUUGUAGAGUGCCCUCUGGUGGACAAACUACACAACGGCAACACUCAUGACAUGGUCGAAGGCUCUUUCGCCGGGUUUUUUGUUAAUAUUCAUUUAUCAGCCAUUAUGAAUGCCGAUACCGAUAAUUUGGAAAAUGCCUAAUAUCGGCCGAUAAUCGGCCUGCCGAUAUAUCGGUCGGGCCCUAGUUUCGACCACACAGCACAUCCAAAAAUAAUUGUAUGCCAUUUUUACCUUGCCUUACGCAUAGAUGGAAUGCAUAAAGCAAUCAUUUGGAGGGUUUCCUAAAUACAGAUUCAUUACAAAAUGUCACAACAUUCCAUUAAGAAAAUUCUUUCCAUUAGCAGUAGUGUGUUAAUGUGAAAAUUUACUCAACAUCCGACCAAAGUGUUGUGACAACAGCUCUUAAAAAAGUAUUUUGUUGCUACAUGGGAUUACUACAUAAUGUUUUGCAAUGAACAUCAGUCUAAUAAACAACAGCAGGGAAAUGUGUUUGGAGCAACGCAGUCAGUUUGAGUUUCAUUUUACAGAUCAAAUGUAAAGGUCAAAUUACUUAAGCAUUUGUGUUUAUGUUUUUUUUUACUUAUCUUCAAAUAUGUGACCCUCAAAAUUAAUGAGCAUUAAAAUUUGAUGAUCUUUGACAUGAUCUUACUCAGUCAAUAUUAAAGAUAUCAAGAUUACACUUUUUACAGAAUGUUCUUUAGAUCAUGUGAAAUGAUUUUAUGUAAAAAAGACGACUUUAGCUAGUUUUCAGAGGCAGGGUCACAUAUACACAAUGUACAGUACUGUGCAAAUGUCUUAGGCCACCAUGUCACAAGUAGAUUUGUUGUUUUUCCAAUGUUAUAGUGAUCAUAUAUAAUUGUUUCUCAGUCUUUUUAAUAGAAUACAUCCAGAAAAUACAGGAAAUGUGUAUAUAGUAUUAAAAACUGUAUGAAAAUGUAAACUGAUGUGUCAAGUUUUUAGGGUAAACUCCUCUUCCACUUGAGCAAUAGCAGGAAACUGCAGGAUCUCUUAAACCUAAAUGAAAUUCAAUCCUAAUUUCAUAAUUUUAAAGAAAUUAGUCUUUUUACUUCAUUCUGCUCAAAAACACUCAAGAUGUGUUUAGUGCCAAGAGAGGUCACACUAAACACUGACUAUGCCUAAAAACGACAUUUAGUCCUGAAAAUCUAAUUUGGUUUUUUUUGUACAUAUUUCCUGUUUGUAUCUUCAUAAAAUAGAUUGAAAAUAAAUAUAAAUGGACAUUAAAACUUCUAAAACAACAAAUCUGGUGUUGCUGGUUUAACACUUUUGCACAGUACUGUAUGUGGUACAGCUAUCAAGUAAAGAUGAAUAAAG